Molecule: messenger RNA, 2379 nt
Organism: Fusarium verticillioides 7600
Lineage: Eukaryota; Fungi; Ascomycota; Sordariomycetes; Hypocreales; Nectriaceae
Exons: 3
Coding region: 1-2226 (741 amino acids)
Source: RefSeq, a predicted model, not a curated record
AUGUCAAAUCGCAAAGCGAAACUCCCCUCGCAUUUUUGCGAAUGGGUAGUUGGAACAACAAUCGAAUCUGUUAUCGGCGCCAUCCCUAAGAACAAACCCCCUAAGAAGCGAGACGUCGUACGUGUUGCGGUCACCACUGAUGAUGAGUCCGAAGAGGACACCGUCUCGGUCACCUACCCACGCACUGGACGCAACUAUACACCUCCGCCUGCCAACGAAGCAAAGGCCGUGGUCAAGAAGAAGGUCCGGUUUGAGGCUCGCCAAAAUGGCCCCCUCAAAUCUGCUAUGAAGCAGACCACCACCACAACUCCCAAGGACUCCUCAGAUGAGGCAUCCGACUCCGGUCCAGAAACCGAGUCAGACUCUAGUCAGUCGGCAUACAUAUCAAGCUCUGAUGUCACCGAUUCUGAUGUUGAAUACUCAGUUGAGUGCGUCAAGCACAAAAGGCAGAGAAAGAAGAAGCGUAGACAGACACAGGCCGAAGAAGACACCGAGAGUGACUGGGACUCUGAUCCAGCACCAGACUGUCCCUGCCAGAGAUGUACAAAGGGCCGACAGAUAUUGCAAAGAGUAUGCCAGAAAAGGAGCAAGGAAAUCACACCGCCAAGCCCCGAAACCUCUGAUUCGGACGAAGAAGCACCCCCCAACACUAAGCAACAAUCUGGUAAGAACAAGAGGAGGUGUCUAAAGAAAGCAAAACCAACAGAGCCUGACCCCAAUACUUCUGACUCAGAUUCAGAGCCUGAGAUCCUAGCACUUAAGAAACGGAGCCAAACCAAAAAUCAAGGCAAGCAGACAAAUGGAAAGGAACAGCAAAUCGCGCCCCAGGCUCCUAUGACCAAAAAGGAACGAAAAGCAAUGAACAAAAAGGCUAAGCAGCAGCAAGAGCAAGAGAUUGAAGGCGAAACCUCUGACUCACCCAAGGAAACAGAGGAGGAAACUGAACCGGAAGAGGAGCCCAAGAAACAGAACAAAGGCAAGCAGAAGAAUAACAAGAAGCAGAAAGGAGAACAGAAGAAACAGGAACCGGAAAAUGAAACCAAUAAAGACCAAGAGGCUGCCCCAGCUGAUAAGGCCCCCGAAGCUUCCAAGGACACAGAUCAAGAACUCAAUAUCCUGAGAGCUUACGACGGCCCUGCCUACGGCAAUCACCAAAGCAAUGCGUUAUACCCAGAGCGUGACGCCUUCGGUCGCCCUCUGCCGAUGGGCCAGCCUCAUCCCGUGCAGAACCCUUUCUACUAUGGCUUCAACAACCCGCAGCAGUAUCCCAACUAUCCACAGAUGCCACCAUUCCACCAGGGCUACGCAGGAGCUCCUCCGCCCUCGGAUGCAUACUCACAUGUUCCCAUCACACAAGGGAUGACCCCUCUUCCGUGGUAUGCCAUGGGUCCUCCUCCAGGAGUUCCCCCCUCUGGCUACUAUGGACACAGGAGCCCUGAAACCAACAAGAACACUCCGGUUUCCAAAGCGGAGAAAAAUAACGUUGGCCCUCCUGGAAGUCUUACUGGCCAGGACAAUCCAUACUAUAAGAGAAAGUCACAAAACAACGGAUGGGAAAGCCACCGUUCUGUACCCAAGGAAAAUGGCCAUCCGCCAGGUUCCGAUAAGGCUGGGUCCAACAGGUCCAACGGAUCCAACGGAUCCAACGACUGGAACAAGAAUAACGAUCCAGUAGCUAGCUGGAACGAUGGAGUACCUGACAACAAAGGCCAAGAUGAUUGGCCCGCAACCGCCCCAGACAACAACCAGAACGGAAACGACUGGGGUACAAGUGACGAUCAGGCAGUUAAAGAUUGGAAUGACAAGAUCACUCAGGAUAGUAAGCCGGCCGAAUGGCCAAUAUCACUACCAACUGGCGAACAAGAUCAGAAGAAAAACGGCUCAGGAGAUGGCUCGAGCCAUUCGAACAGGAGCAAUGAUACUUUGAAAAAGAUCGGAGCUCAUUGGGGCGAGGACACUUACCCAGGCUGUUGCCCCCUUAGCACCUGGGGUGAACAACAAACCACAAGCAGCGUGGGGCAAUCAGCUGACAACAACGUGGGCAUCUGGGCUCCCACGGACGUGAAUGGGAGUGGGAAUGGAGACGGGAACCAGAACCCUCCGGCAGUAGGAGGAGAUGGUGACAACAUCAUGCCUGGGACAUGGGUUGACGGCACUGAAACUGUGCCAGCCUGGGGAGAUGCUACUGCAGCACAGGACACGAACGGCAAAGCCAUACACUGGUAAUAGAAAUUGGAAACUUGCUACAUGCGAUGAUGAGAAAGAUGUCUAGAUUAGCUAAGGGGGUAUGGUAUCCGCAAAUUCACUCAGUGUACUACAAGAUGCUAUGACUAAAUGCCUCCCAACCGAAUCAAUCAAUCAACCAAUAUUCAACCCCAU